UCAAAGUGGAGGCCACGGACGCGGGCACCUACACGUGCCGCGCUCACGGCAUGGCCGGGGUCAGCCAGAGCCACGCGUUCCUGCGUGUCACAGAGCCCCCCAGCGAGGAGGCCCUCGCCUUCCUCAUGCCCCUGCGGCCCGCGAGCGCGCACGCGGGCGACGAGGUGCGACUGGAGUGCGCGGUGAGCGGGCCCCCCGACACGGACGUCGACUGGCUCAAGGACGGGCGCCUGGUGCAGCCCGCGCUGCUCAGCUGCAAGAUGCACUUCGACGGGACGCGCUGCUGCCUCGUGGUGGCCUCGGUGCAUGAGGACGACUCUGGAGUCUACUCGUGCAAGCUCAGCACCGCCAAGGACGAGAUCAUGACCAGCGCGCAGCUGACCGUGACCCCGUCCCGGGAGCCGCUCUUCACCACCUGCCUGGGAGAUGUGGACGUGAUGGAGGGGCGCCCUGGGCGUCUCGACUGCAGAGUGAGCGGGAGCCCGGCGCCCACUGUGACCUGGUUCCACUACGACCAGGAGCUGUGCGAUUGCGAGGCGCUGCGGGUGCUGAGCGAGCGGGGGCUGCACUCGCUGCUGAUCGCGCGCGUGAGCGCGGACGCCGAGGGGGAGUACGCGGCCGUGGCCUCGAACGCGCACGGCCGGGCGAGCUGCCGCGCCGAGCUCUACGUGGAGGAGCCGCGGCCGCUGCCCUCGCCCAUGGCGAAGCUGGAGAAAAUGCCUUCAAUCCCAGAGGAGCCGGAGCCGGACCCCGAGCCGGAGCUGUGCACCAUGCCGGACUUCACCCGCCCGCUGCGCGACCAGGACGUGUCGGAGGGGGCUCGCGCCACCCUGGAGUGCCGGGUCACGGGCACCCCGCGGCCCACGGCCGCCUGGUACCACCACGGCGUGCGCCUGGAGCGCACGGCCACCAUCAGCAUGGCCGAGAAGAAAGACACCUUCUGCCUGAUCGUCAAGCCGGCUUCGCGCGCCCACGGCGGCGUCUACAAGUGCGUGGUCGCCAACAAAGUGGGCAAGGCCACCUCGUACGCGCAUCUCUACGUCUCGGAUAUGAUGCUGGAGCCCCCCGAGAGCGCGCCCCUGGUGAGCUCCGUGUGGAGCCGCGCCCUCACCGUCACGUGGAGCCCCCCACGACGAGUGCCCCCCUCCAUCGACCCGGCGUCCCUCACCUACUCGCUCGAGUGGCGGGAGGAGGGCGCCGCCUCCGACUGGCGCCUCCUCGCCUCGGGCCUCGUGGGCACCGCCCGCACCGUGCAGCGGCUCCCGACGGCGGCGCCGCUCCGCUUCCGCGUGCUGGCGCUCUGCCCCGCGGGCGCCAGCCGGCCGUCCCGCGCCUCCGCGCCCGUCGCCCUCGCCCCGCAACGGCCCUUCCAGGAGGAGGCGCCGCGCUUUGUGGAGGUUCCCGAGGCGCUGUUCGUGGCGGAGCGCGGAGCCGCCAGCCUCAACUACUCCAUCAACCACGUGGCCGCCGCGCUCAGCUGGACCAGGGACGGGAUCCCGGUGCAGCUGCACAGGGACGGCUACAGCCUGGGCACCCACGACGAGGACUCGUUCUCGCUCGACAUCGCGGCCGUGACGCGGCGCCACCUGGGGGAGUACGUGUGCCUCGCCGAGAACACGCUCGGCGUGGCGAGCUGCACCGUCAGCGUGCAGCUGGCGGAGGCCCCUCGUUUCGACGAGAUCAUGGAGGACGUGGAUGUGGUGCCCGGGGAGAGCGCCAGGUUGGCGGUGGUGGUCGAGGGGAUUCCCCUGCCGGACGUGCUCUGGUUCAAGGAUGACGCGCUACUGGCGGAGAGCAGCCACGUGUCGUUCGUGUACGACGACGCCGAGUGCUCGCUGGUGAUCCUGAGCGUGAGCCAGGCCGACUGCGGCGUGUACACGUGCGUGGCACGCAACCCGGCCGGGGAGUGCAGCUGCAAGGCCGAGCUGAGCGUGUGCUCCGUCAGGGAGCCCCAUGAGGACGAGGAGGAUCUGAUGUGCAGGCUGCGCACGGUUUCCGACUACUACGACGUCAAGGAGGAGAUCGGCAGGGGCACCUUCUCGGUGGUGCGCCGAGCCGUGCACCGCACCACGGGCCUGGAGGUGGCGGCUAAGUUCGUGUCGCGCGCGGGAGGGCGGCGGAGCGAGGCGCAGCGCGAGCUACGCAUCCUCGCCAGGGUGUCGCACCCACGCCUCGCCUGCCUGAGGGACGCCUUCCAAACCAGGCGGCGUCUCAUCAUCCUCACCGAGCUCUGCUCGGGCGAGGAACUCCUGGACCGCCUGGUGAAGAAGCCUGCGAUCUCUGAGCUGCAGGUGCAUCCCUACAUCCGCCAGAUCCUGGAGGGCGUGCACUACCUACACCAGUCCGGCGUGCUGCACUUGGACAUCAAGGAGGCGAACGUGCUGAUGGCGCGACCCGACGCCGAGGAGGUGAAGCUCUGCGACCUGGGCUCGGCGCAGGAGCUCAUGCCGCCGGGGCAGCCGCAGUACAGCGCCACGGGGACUCCCGAGUUCGUGGCGCCCGAAAUCGUCCUGCAGCAGCCCGUGUCCACGGCAACCGACAUCUGGCCCGUCGGAGUCAUUACCUACAUUUGUCUGAGCGGCACGUCCCCGUUCCUGGGCGAGAAUGACCGCGGGACGUUGAUGCGCGUUCGCGAGGGACGCUUCUCCCUCGAGCGCUGCUUCUCGGCGCUCAGCGCAGAGGCGGGGAGCUUCAUCGCUCGGCUGCUGGCGGUGGACCCCAGGGAGCGGCCGUCGGCCCAGGAGUGUCUGGAUGACCCCUGGUUCCAGGUGGCGCCGUCCGCCGCCCGGGACGCGGCCCGGGUCGGCACUGACCGGAUCAAGUUCUUCCUGUCGCGCCGCAAGUGGCAGCGCUCCCUCGUGGCCUACAAGUCGAGUCUGGCGCUGCGCCCCAUCCCCGAGCUGCUGGCGUCGGGGCCGGGCCAGCACUCCCUCGGGGCGCCGCGCCGCGCCGGCGACCACGUGGCUCUGUCCUCCAGCUCUGAGUCGGACGAGGCGGAGGACCUGCCCUCCUUCAUGGCCGCGUUCAAGCAGCGUCUCCCGGAGCCCCUGUGCCGAGCGGCGCCACCGGAGCCACUCUGCCAGGCUGCCGCGGCACCACCGGACUACGCGCAGCACCCGGACGUGGCGAAGCGGCAGCUCCUUGCCGCCGAACGAGGCGACGCGGGCCCGGGGCUCGACUCCUCGGCGUCGCCGGCAGAGUCGCCGGCGGGGGCGCGGAGACGGCGGCGGAGUCGGAAACGGUCAGGCGAGGCGGCCAGCUCCACCUCGUCGUUGUCGUCUUCGUCGUCGUCCGACGAGGAGCGGUCGGGGGAUCCGCGCGGGAGCGAGUCGCCGUCGCGGCGCCGUCGCGAGCGUCUGCGCAGGGGGAGCUCGGCCGACAGCGCGCUGCCGCCCUGGACGGGCGAGGAGAACCACGUGUCGGAGGCGGCGGCGGCGCCACCGCAGAAUCCGGGACUGAAAAAGUCCGCGUCCGUCGACUCCCCGGGGGCCAGGAGGGGGCUGCUGGCAGGGGGGGCCGGGCCGGUCACCCCCGAGGAGCACGCCCUGCGUCUUGAGCUUGUGCGCAAGAGGCUGCUGCGUGGCAGCGGCGCGGACGGCAAGAUGAGCGGACUGCGGGGGCCGCUGCUGGAGCAGCUCGGCCUGGCGCCCGACGGCCCCGAGGCGGAGGCGCAAAGGUCGGCGCCGGGGUUGCGGGGGUGGCGCAGCCUCUCCCUCGACCGCUACGCGGACCGGCCGCCCAGGCCCGACCGGAGCGGGGCCGGCACGCCGACGGGCGAGGGCAGCCUCACCAACCUCCCCGGGGAACGGCCCGACCCACAGCGGCAGCCGCGGCAGCAGCAGGAGCAGCAGCAGGAGCAGCAGCAGCAGCGUGACCGUGGCCGCAUGCGGAAGAGCUCCUCGUUCACGCACGGCGAGGAGGUGCCCAUGCACCGGCGCUUCAUGGGGGGACCCCUGGAGAUCCCGCUCCGCGUCGCCUCCGCCGCCGAGGCCCAGAAGGAGCGGGCGGAUGGGCAAACGGAGACCGCGACGGCACCCAGCCCGGGACUGCGGGAAGAACGGUCGCCCGAGUCGGCCCCGCCGUCGCGUCCCACGACGCCCGCUCCGCUGACCGGGCCCCCCGUGGGAGCAUCGCCUGUGGCCGCGACGGAGGGGGCCUCGCCCGCGGCGGGGGCGGUCGCGACGCCGCCGUCGUCGUCGGCGUCGCAAGCGAGAAACGGCCCCGUACCUCCCGGGGCGCACGAGCCCCUCUCCCUCCCGCAGCGGUCGCCCACUGCUGGCACCGCCCCGACGGCUCCACGCGGCUCCGUGAUUCCCGUCAUCAGGGUGACGGAGCCGACCGCGACGGAGCCGGACGGAGAGAGCGCCACGACCGGCGGGGCGGCACAGCGAGUGCGGCCUCCGCGGAAGGAGUCGGAGCAUCCGCACGAAGCGUCCCGCGCGGCGCUCGGGGGCGCCCGCGUGCUCAAGCAGGAGCACGGUGCUCAGCCCGGCGAGGCCGGGUUCUCCGCGCCAGAGCCGCCGCUCGCUCCGGCCACGAGAGAGACACGCGAUCCCGGCGGUGGCCCCGCGGGCCCGGCGUCUCCCAUGCCCGCGCCGGCCUCCGCGCCGGCCCCCGCACCGGCCCCCGUACCCAUGCCAUUCUCCGACACUUCCCAGAAGCGAGCGCUCCUGAAGCAGAAGAUGGCGUCCGUGGACUCGCCUGCCGGGCACCAGGGUGGCUCCAGGGCGACUCAGGGCCCCGGCUUCGGUCCGCUCGUCCCGACGGGGGUCGCCCCCUCAUCCGAGCUGCGCCGGACCCCGUCGGCGCCGGCGCUGUCCGCGCUGCAACACGGGGACGCUGGUAGGCCGCGGUCCACGUCCGCCGAGAGGAGGCUGCCGCACAUCGAGGACAUCGACUCCGAGGCGGUGUUCGAGGCCAAGUUCAAGAAGCAUCGCGAGUCGUCCCUGACGCGCAUCUUCCCCUUCAUGAAGAAGACCAAGGCAGAGGAGCCGCCCGCCAAGCCGUACCGCACGGAGGAGGAGGAGGUGUACCGACCCCGGCAGGCCAACGCGCCCGUUCGAAUCGUCCAGGAAGAACAUUUGCAGAGAGGGGAGACGGAGGAGGCGCGGCGCCCGGAGACCCCGUCUCAGAAGGCGUCGUCCACGCCGUCCGUGGAAGACAAGGACGGCGGUUUCGUGCGGAGGCUGUCGCUGAAGGUGAAGCGCUCCGUAUCCUCGGAACGGAAGGCUCUCGACCUGGGCCAUACGGGCACAGAGGACGAUGGGAAAGAAACCCCGGGUCUGGGGAGACGCCUCUCGCUCACGUUCGGGCGCAGCAGCUCCAAGGAGAGGCAGAAGAGCGUGGAGCGUGCGGCGCGGGAAGACUCGGAGUCGAGGAGCGUGGGAGGUGACGUCCGGGACCCGGAGCAGCCUCUGAAGCGAGACCACGAGUCGAUUCGGAAGAGGAUCGAGGCCACCGUGUCGGGCUUCUCGUUCUCGAUCGGUCGCAGCCGCUCGGAGGAAAGGUUUUCGAAACGGAGAUCGGAGAGCGAAGCAGAAAAGCUCCCGAACGACCUGACCGAGAGGAAGCCCGAGGCGGCGGCGCCGGCACCGAGCACCAUGAAGAAGGCAACGUCCGAACUCUUCCUCCCCGGGAAGUCUGCAGGCUCGGCCGGGGCAGCAUCAUCAGGCGAGUCUGAGAAGAGGUCGCCCUGGGAGCGCUGGGGCGUACACCGCGGGCGGCCGGGUGGCCGUAGGGACACGGGCCCCACCGCACAACCCCAGGAGCCAGCUACGCCGCCAUCUGACACAGAUUCCGCGCCGACGUUCCUCAUGGAGCUGAAGGACGAGCUGCUGGUGGAGGGACAGCCGCUCACCCUGCACUGCCUCCCCGCAGGCGAGCCGGCGCCCACCGUGCACUGGCUCAAAGACACAAAGGCGGUGCGGCUGGACACGCGCACCACGCUGUCCGUCUCGGCGGACGGGCGCCAGCUGCUCACGGUGCUGGGCGCCGGGAAGCGAGACGCCGGCACCUACGAGUGCGUCGCUAAGAACCGCGCGGGCACCGCCUCCACGACGUGCGCCGUGAAGAUCGCCCAGCUGCCAGGCCGGCCCGGACAGCCCGAGGUGCCGCAGGUGUUCCAAGAGGGCGCGCUCGUCGUGUGGAAAGCUUCGCAGGCGCAGGGCCCGCUGGCCUACUGCCUCGAGAUGAAGAAGCUGGGUGAGACCGCGUGGGCGCAGGUGGCGUCGAGCAUCGUGGACCCUUACUACAACGUGACGCGCCUGGCGCCCGGCGCCGUCUACAAGUUCCGUGUGUCUUGCGUCAACAAGGCGGGACGUGGCCCCGCCAGCCUCUCCUCGGAGCGCAUCACCCUGGCAGUGCGGCCCCCGGAGGCGGAGCGGCGGGAAGAGGCGCCGCCCCUAGAGCAGAACCGGGGUCCGGGGUCCCAGCCGGGGUCCCAGCCGGGGUCCCAGCCGGGGUCCCAGCCGAGGUCCCAGCCAGGAACCGCACAGAAGCCGUACACAUUCCUGGAGGAACGCGCCAGGGGUCGCUUCGGCGUGAUUCGUGAGUGCAAGGAGAACGCCACGGGCCGCGUGUUCACGGCCAAGAUCGUGCCACUGGAGGCUGCCUCCCGGGCCUUGGCGCUGCACGAGUACGAGGUCCUCAAGGCCCUGCGACAAGAGCACAUCAUGGGUCUCCACGAGGCGUACGUCACCCCGCGCUACCUCGUGCUCAUCGCCGAGCGCUGCCCCGGCAAGGAGCUUUUCUACAAGCUGCUCGAGAGCCCACGCUACACGGAGGACGACGUGGUGGGCUACCUGUCGCAGCUGCUGCUCGCGCUCGCCUACCUACACGAGCGCCACAUCGUGCACCUCGACAUCAAGUCCGACAACCUCAUCGUGUCCGACUCGCGGAAGCUCAAGCUCGUGGACUUUGGCAGCGCCCGCUCGUUCGCGCCCAGCGGUGCCCCGCGGCCCAUCGUGCCGCGCACCGGCACCCUGGAGCACUCGGCUCCUGAGAUGGUGAAGGGGGACGCCGUGGGAGCCCCCGCUGACGUGUGGGGCCUGGCCGUGCUCACCUUCGUGCUGCUGAGCGGGGAGUCGCCGUUCCUCGGUGCCAACGACGAGGAGACGGAGAAGAACAUCCGACAGUGCCGGCCCGACAUUACACGGUGUUACGUCAACGUAUCCCAGACGGCGCUCUUCUUCCUCCGAAGGGUCCUGUGUCUCUACCCCCAGGGCCGCCCGACCGUGCCGGAGUGCGUGUCGCUGCCGUGGCUCCAGCACUCGCAGCUGAUGACGCAGCGCCGCUCCACCGUCUCCUUCCCCACGUGGAAGAUGCAGCAACAUGUGCAGGAGGCCAACCGCCGCCGCCUGGAAGCCGUAACCCGGCACCGCGUGCUGCUCCGCUCUGGCUCCUCCUCCUCCUCGUAGCGGCGGCUCCGGAGCCUCCACCUUCCCGGUCCCUGGGCCUCCACCUUCACGGUCCCUGGGCCUCCGUCUUCCUGCUCUCUGGGCCUCCACCUUCCCAGUCCCAGGGCCUCCACCUUCACGGUCCCUGGGCCUCAAACCUUCCCACUCCCUGGGGCUCCAUCUUCUCUACAUAGUGGCUCCAGGGCCUCCACCUUCCCUGCAAAGUCCAUGGGCAAUGACCAAGCAUUUAACUCGUUGGUACCACCUGAGAUGGCAACACUUGAAUUGUACCGAGAUCAUUAAAUCAUCGAUUAUAGUGAAUCAUGUCUUAUUUUAAUAAACAUGCCAUCACAUAAUCCACGCUUGUUGGCCACACACAGAAACUGGUGUCACUAAAUAUUUGCCACCACUAGUGGAACUGAAUACUGCCCCGGCCCUGAACUAACACCCACUCGAGGUCUCAGAGAGAUUCAAGGUUAAGAGGUCAUCAUGCCGAGUGUUGUUGAUGCCACCCCACACCUUGAGGAAUGUUGUGCUCCAGGGCCUUGAGCAACCCCUCACCCAGGGCUUCCACCGUCCCCAUGGAGCGAAUCCUGGGCCCUUCGUCACCCUUACCCCCACCACCACCCAGCCAGGAGCUCCACCUCUUCCAACGCGAUGCACCCCACACCCCUGUAGCUUCACCUUCACGCGGCGUCUUCCAGGCCCCCUCCUCCGCUGUACACGUUGCCCCCCCUCAACCUGGGCUCCACGUUUCAAAUUAAAGGCCAGGAUUCUCAGGACCGCGAGUCACGGAUGAGGAAAAACGCAUGUGUGUCCCCCCCGUCGGUCCGUGCCAUCUGUAAAUUUAUCCCCCGAUCCAGGCCUCCAACGCGCUUGUGAGUUCUGAUGAAAUGCGUUGUGUUUGUGAUUGCAAUUUCCCCACUUGUGUGAGACGAAUGAGAGGGCGGCUCCGCACUCUGAGUAAAGUGUUCAUUUGAUCUAA
Molecule: messenger RNA, 8379 nt
Organism: Petromyzon marinus (sea lamprey)
Lineage: Eukaryota; Metazoa; Chordata; Hyperoartia; Petromyzontiformes; Petromyzontidae
Source: RefSeq, a predicted model, not a curated record